Sardina pilchardus (European sardine) is the source of this 1022-nucleotide messenger RNA. RefSeq names its product sialoadhesin-like. The record is from RefSeq and is a predicted model, not a curated record. NCBI's taxonomy places the organism in Eukaryota, Metazoa, Chordata, Actinopteri, Clupeiformes, Clupeidae. The transcript is spliced from 5 exons. Bases 69 to 1022 code for a protein of 317 amino acids.
GUGAGCACACAAAAGAAUACUCUAAACUUGUGAUGGAUUUCUCUUAGUUGUCUCCUCGUGCUGUAAAAAUGCCCCCCAAAAUCCUUUGGGUACUGUUUGGAGGACUGGUGCUUACAAUCCCAGGUUCUUGUGUAAGUGAUGGUCUUCAGGUGGCUCGGCCACUGCCUGGUGAGGUGACUUAUUCCAGCCCAAGUGUGUGUGUGCUGCAGGGGACCUCUGUGGUCCUGACGUGCUACACACCCAGGAACCAGACAGUCUGGUCCACAUUCUGGUUCAGUCCCAAACUAAGUGGGAACUGGUGGAGUGUGGAGCAGCCUGAGGACCUUCUCUUAGAGCCAGAGUUUGCAGGCCGUGUGGCGUACAGCAGGACAGGAGACAGAAGCUCCACUCUCACCAUCACUGACCUGAGACUGAGUGAUUCAGGAGUGUAUCGCUGUCUGUUCAUAUCUGAUCAAGGGACACAUUCGGACUCAACCGGAGUCAAUGUUACAGUCACAGGCCUGCAGGUGCGGAUGAGUGCUGACAACGUGAGUGAGGGACAGAAGGUGACACUGACCUGCAGCACCACCUGCACUCUGAGCAACAACCCAACUUACAUCUGGUACAAGAGCGGCAACCACAUAUCUCACACACACACAACCAGGAGCAACAGGCUGGACCUGAUGUCAGUCAGCCGUGAGGAUGGAGGCAAUUACUCCUGUGCUGUUAAAGGACAUGAUCACCUCCCCUCUUCUGCAGUCACUCUCAGCAUCUCACACAGUGGAUCCGAGAAUCAACCUGCUGUUUAUGCAUCAGUUGGAAUCCUACUCGUACUUCUCCUAGCCGUGUCACUGACAAACCCUCCUGUGCGCAGCAGUGCCUCAACAAAAGUAGAAGAUUUGGAGGAUGAGAACAAUAUUCAGUACUCCAGCAUUCAGUUCCGUCAUCCCAACAAGCCCAACAGCAACCUCCAGCCAGCUCAGAGUGAUGACUCAGGGGUGCUGUAUGCCUCUGUGAGAGUCCCUUCAACUGAACUGGUCUGA